AACUACUCCACUACUUCAUUGAUGUCGAGGAUGAUGGAGACCCUAACUCUUGGAAGAGUGGUAGGAGAGGUUGUGGACAUGUUCACCCCAACUGUGAAAAUGGAUGUAAUUUACAGUAGCAACAAACAAGUUUCUAAUGGCCAUGAGUUCAUGCCUUCUGUCAUUACUGCUAAGCCUCGCGUCGACAUCGGAGGUGAAGAUAUGAGGGCUGCUUAUACAUUAGUUAUGACCGAUCCUGAUUUCCCAAGCCCCAGUGAUCCAUACUUGAGAGAACAUCUCCACUGGGUGGUGACAGACAUUCCUGGUACCACUGAUGUCUCCUUUGGAAGAGAAGUUGUGGAGUAUGAAACUCCGAAACCGGUGGUGGGGAUUCACCGUUACGUGUUUCUGCUGUUCAAGCAGGCCAGAGGAAGGCAGACGGUGAGAGUUCCGGCGUCACGGGACAACUUCAACACAAGACAAUUUUCACAAGAGAAUGGUCUUGGCCUGCCUGUGGCUGCUGUCUACUUCAAUGCACAAAGAGAAACUGCUGCCAGAAGAAGAUGAGUAAUUGACUAGCUCAGACACAUCAAUAAGGGAAAACGUACUAAUUCAAUUCCGAUAAUAACAUAAGGAGCUCGGGGGCUACGUUUGGGGGCUUUCUGGCAUGUACUGUACUAAUGCUAUCAUUUACGUAGGUAACUGUUCGUGUGUUUACUAGCAGCUAGGGUUUGAGUGUGUGUACGUUUAUCCAGUAUCGUUUAUUCGUUUUUUGUUCUGAGCUUUUAGCUCUUGUUGAAUAAGAUAUUGGUUUUGCAACUUUUUGCAUGGUAAAAGUAGUCAUGUAUAAGCUUGGCUACUAAGGCAGUAGCACAGUUACGUGUCGUUCGGUUAUUUGU
Messenger RNA from Rosa chinensis, 878 nucleotides. RefSeq names its product CEN-like protein 1. The record is from RefSeq and is a predicted model, not a curated record. The coding region runs from base 22 to 546 and encodes 174 amino acids. Gene Ontology annotation, biological process: flower development; vegetative to reproductive phase transition of meristem. Lineage: Eukaryota; Viridiplantae; Streptophyta; Magnoliopsida; Rosales; Rosaceae. The transcript has 4 exons.